Messenger RNA from Hevea brasiliensis (rubber tree), 1604 nucleotides. Its product is annotated as AAA-ATPase At3g50940. Gene Ontology annotation, molecular function: ATP binding; ATP hydrolysis activity. The record is from RefSeq and is a predicted model, not a curated record. Lineage: Eukaryota; Viridiplantae; Streptophyta; Magnoliopsida; Malpighiales; Euphorbiaceae.
AUGCAAAAUCCUUCUCCAAGAACUGUAUUAUCCUCAUAAUCUGAUAUCAGAAUCUCCUUUCUCAAGUUCUUGAAAAUGUUGUCCCUCCAAAAUGGACAAAAUACAAAAAAUUUUCUCAUCACAAUAUCCACCCUCGCUGCUUCCACAGUUCUUGUUCAUAGCAUUUCCAAAAUUUUCAUGCCUUCCAGAAUCCGAAGAUUCAUCUUCCCCAAUCUCCAUAGCCUUUCCUGUCAUCCCUUCUCCUCUCAAUUAAACACUAUAGUUAUAGAAGAAUAUAAAGAGCAUCACCUUAACCAAAUGUUUCAGGCUGUUAAUGCCUAUUUGACCUUCAUAGUGAACACAUCAAAUGGCAGAGAGAACCAAGCUGAGCAAGCCAUUGGUAAAGAUCAGGAAAUACCUGAUGUUUUUCAAAAUGUACAGGUAAGUUGGAAAUUGGUUUUUACAAAGAUUGGAUCCUUCGACAAUAGGAUUCAAUAUGCAACUGCUGAAUCCGAAAUAAGAUCCUUUGAGCUAACUUUUCAUGAGAAGCACAGAGAGACAAUGCUGAAUUCAUAUUUACAUUACAUUUUGGAGCAUAGAGAAGCGAAAAAGAUUCAAAAGUUUCGGCUGUCUUGUUAUCGUCCCUUGAACUGGCAGCCUGAUGACACAUUUGAUCACUCAAUGACAUAGACCCUUGUGUUGGAUUCAGAAAUUAAGAGAGCAGUGUGGGACGAUUUCAACACCUUCGUGAAUGCCAAGGAGUUCUAUGGAAGGAUUGGGAAAGCAUGGAAACGGAAUUACUUGUUAAAUGGUCCUCCUGGCUCUGGCAAAUCAAGCUUGAUUGCAGCCAUGGCUAAUCACUUAAACUAUGACGUCUACGAGCUAGAUCUGGCAGUUUUUCCAUCCGAUUUUAAUUAUAACUUUUUUGUGGAUAGAAUCCCUAAUCGAUCUGUACUUGUGAUAAAGAAUGUUGAUUGCAGAAUUGAGCAACCAGAGAACCCUGAUCAAAAUGAGGAAAUGCUACUCCAUUGCACGGAUGGACUUUGGUCAUGCUGUGGCAAUGAACGUAUCAUAAUUUUCACUGCGACUCACAAAGAAACGGUUAGUCCAGCUCUAUUAAGGCCUGGUCGUAUCGACAUGAACAUCCACAUGCCGUAUUGUAGCAUCUCUACAUUCAAGCAAUUAGCCUUCCAUUAUCUUGAAAUUCAACAUCACGAGCUUUUUCAAGAGAUUGAAGGGCUCCUAGAGGAAGCUGAAGUGACCCGGGAAGAAGUCUUAGGAGAGCUGAAGAAGAAUAGUGAUGUGGGAGUUUCUUUCCAAGGUCUUGUUGAAUUCCUUCAUAGAAAGAAAUUGAAGAUGGAUGAGGCUGAAACUAGCACGAGAGUAGAUGCCAAAGAAUGGAAUUAGCUAGGAGAGAGAAGAAAACCAUUAACAACGGGGUCAUUAAUACGGUAACUUAAUUAUAUGUUGAAUUUCAUCAAUAGGCCAUUGUUUGUGGGUGGCCUAAAAUGGCUUUUGUGUAGGCCAUUAUUAGGCAUUAAAUUUGUUGGUUGAUCAAUGGGUUUACACACUAAGAUAGAGCAAAUUAGGUUGCCCUUUGCCAAAUCCAAACAUUUUUAUGAGCC